This is a messenger RNA of Rhineura floridana, 1427 nucleotides long. RefSeq names its product agmatinase (gene AGMAT). Gene Ontology annotation, molecular function: metal ion binding; agmatinase activity. The transcript is spliced from 7 exons. Lineage: Eukaryota; Metazoa; Chordata; Lepidosauria; Squamata; Rhineuridae. The record is from RefSeq and is a predicted model, not a curated record. The coding region runs from base 38 to 1207 and encodes 389 amino acids.
UGAGACUCCCAAGAGGCAGCUGCAUACUGGAGUUACCAUGCAGGCCUUCCAUUCUCUGGGAUAUAAAGCCCAGGCAAAGGCAUGCAAAAACAGCCUCGCCUUUGGCAAGCAAAUGUCCUGCAGAGCCUUCCUUGCAGGCAGAUUUCAGUCUCAUCGGCUGGACAGCAGCAAUGCCAGCUGGCCUGGCUCCCUGCCCAGGGCUCCCUGUGGAGCCAUCUUCAAAAGUUUUGAUGCCCAGAGUUGGCUUCCGCAUCGCCUUCUCUCAAGCUUCAAUGUGCCACCCAGUGCUGAGUUUGUGGCCAGGCCCACAGGGGUCUGCUCUAUGUUCAAGCUGCCCAUCCGGAAUUCGGUAGAGGGUCUGGAUGUGGCUUUUGUGGGAGUCCCUCUUGACACGGGGACCUCCAACCGUCCUGGGGCCAGGUUUGGUCCUCGCCACAUCCGCGCCGAGUCAGUAAUGGUGAGAGCGUUCAACCCAAGCACUGGAGCAGAUCCGUACCAUUCCCUCGUGGUGGCCGACAUCGGUGAUGUGAACAUCAACCUGUAUAACCUGAAGGACGCCUGCAGGCAAAUCCGAGAGGCCUUUCAAAAGAUAGUGGCAGGGGGCUGCAUACCCCUCUCACUGGGUGGAGACCACACCAUAACAUACCCCAUCCUGCAGGCCGUCGCUGAAAAGCACGGCCCGGUGGGGCUGGUACACGUGGACGCUCACACGGACACGGGAGACGAAGCCUUAGGGGAAAAGAUAUAUCAUGGCACGCCAUUCCGGCGCUGUGUGGACGAGGGGCUCCUAGACUGCAAACGGGUCGUUCAGAUUGGAAUCAGAGGAUCCUCCUACUCUCGCGACCCUUAUAAGUAUUGCUGGGACCAGGGUUUCCAGGUAGUGCUAGCAGAAGACUGCUGGAUGAAGUCGCUAGUCCCUUUGAUGGCAGAGGUGAGGAAGCAGAUGGGACACAAGCCCGUUUAUAUCAGCUUCGAUAUCGAUGGGAUAGACCCUGCCUAUGCUCCCGGCACCGGAACACCAGAGAUUGCUGGCCUCACCCCUGCCCAGGCUCUGGAGAUUAUUCGCGGCUGCCAAGGACUCAAUAUCAUUGGUGGCGACCUUGUUGAAGUGGCUCCAGUCUACGAUGCUUCCGGUAACACAUCGCUCCUGGGAGCAAAUCUGCUCUUUGAAAUGCUGUGCGCCCUCCCUCACGUGAAGACAACAUAAAGCAUGCCACGGCAGCUUCUGCUUCAUGCAAAAGAUAUCCUUAAUGCACAAAGACCUCCUUGCAGACAAACAUAGAAUCAGGACUUUGCAUUUUACCCAUGCUGGGUCUGUAUGACUCACUGAUCACUACCUGCACCGUUUUCAGACAACUGAAGCCGUUGGAAAGGUGCACAAGUCCUGGGGAUCUCUUGUUUUUAGAUAAUAAAGCUGCUAAUCCUCA